UUGUGCACUCGGGGAUUAGUCCUAAUAAGCUUCCCUCGUCUGCCUCACUCGACAUGUCUUGAGCACGAAUGCCGCCCGCCAUUUGGGCAAUUUUAUGCGGACUAUGGACAGGAUUCCUUACCUGCUAGUUAUAGUUUUGCUUCACGUCCAGGGGUAUGAAAGUUUUUCUCAAUGUUUGCGGGGGUGUAGCUGUAUAGAAGACCGUCAUGGCAGGUCUCUCAUAUGCAUGGAGGAGAAUGCAUUCGGGGCCAUACCGGAGAAUAUUCCUCAUGAUAUGACCAAAAUCCGAAUAGAAAAAUCCCAUUUCACCGAAAUCAAGCGCGGAGCUUUCUCCAGAACACCUGCCUUGGAGAACUUGUGGUUGAACUUCAACGACAUUACCCUGAUCAACUCUAAAGCUCUGGAAGGUUUGCGGAAUCUGACUGAGCUCCGUCUGCAAGGGAACAAGCUGCGCUCUGUGCCAUGGACGGCGUUCGAGGAUGCCCCGGGCCUGAAGAUCCUAGACCUGAAACACAAUCAACUGGAUGUCCUGCCGGAGCACGCGUUAAAAAAUUUGCCCGAUCUGACUUACUUAGACUUAUCCUUCAAUCGGCUUACGGUCAUAUCCAAGGAGGUCUUCCAAAACUGGCCCCUGUACCAAAAACUGCAGAACACGGAGGAGGGAGAGGCGAGCUCCUCUGGGCCGAACGUUGUCCUUGCGCUACACGACAACGCCUGGCUGUGCGACUGCCGGCUCAAGGGCUUCGUGGAGUUCAUCCGCUCCCUCAGCCCCCCGAUUAUUCUGAUGAACUCCUACUUGACCUGCUCCGGGCCGGACUUUAGGGCAGGCAAGUUCUUUCAUGAGGUCGAGCUCCAGGCCUGCGCCAAACCAGUGGUCACCACCCCGUCGGCCAAUGUCAGCUUGCCCCUGGGUGCCAACGUCACGCUGCGCUGCCUCGCCAAGGCCCGGCCAGACCCUGCGGUGUGGUGGACAUAUGGUCUGAAGAUAAUCAGAGGAUUUCAUGAGUCUCAGGAGAGAGUGGAUGAAGACACUAUCAGGUCCCUCUUGGUCAUCCCUUUGCUCCGUACGGCCGACCGCGGCGUCUACACCUGCAGUGCUGUCAAUUUCAUCGGAAACUCCUCAGCAAGCAUCCAGCUCGACAUUCUCUCUCCUGACGGCUACCAGUCACCAUCCCUUCCUGGUUUGCUGGCAGAAGACGAGAACGUUUAUAUCGACAUCCGCAUCGCCAAACAGACGGUGCGCGGCAUCUCCAUCGAGUGGUUCGCUGUCUUGGAUCACCCCGACCAAACGUGGUUCACCAUCCAUUUGGGCCGCGCCAACGGCGACAAGAAGGAGACCAUCUACAUCGGCCCUGGCAUCCGUUCGUACUCCGUAUCUGACCUAAUGCCUGCCACCAAAUACGAGAUCUGUGUGACGCUCAAGAACCGGACGCCACGCCCUGGCCAGUGCGUGGUUUUCGUCACAGGAAGCGACAUCACUGAAAUGGAGCAGCGAGAGAAGCUGAUCCACAUUGUGGUAAUCGUCCUCGCCAUGGUGUUGGCCGUACCCAUCGGCAUGUACGCCUGCACUACCGACACUAAGUUCUCCUGUCUGGAGGGCUUGAUGGCAUUUUGGAAGAAGCGGCGCGGAGAGAGGGGAUCGGGCGGCUUGGAACGCGAGAGGCAAGGCACCUUCGACAGCCUGCAGGCGGCCAGCGACGAGAGCCUGAUGCGGAAAGAGUCCAGUGAGGACAGGAAGGUGAGGCGGAGAUCAGAUGACAGGCCGAUUAAGGGCAAGGCCGACCCCAGCAGAAUCACUGCAGAACUUUACUAAACGGCAUCAAACACUUUGCAGCCAGCCAUUUUUUUCAGCAGUUUGUAAGUGUGAUGACAUGGUGUGAUACACUGCUGAUACUCUCUACUCUCUCUUCUGUUCUAGGGCGGGAGAUUUGUUGAAAAGGUGUGAUUGCUCACCUUUAUGGCAAGAUUGUUAGUCAAGGGAUUGCACCAGUGUAGAGAUAUACUUGAUUACAUUCUUUUGCUCUCGGAUUCAUGAUUCACAGUUUUUCCUGCCUUUGUGGAUGAAUUGGGCAAGAUAGCACAUUUACUGUUUCUACACGGAUUUUGUAAUAGCACGAAUAUAUACUGUAGAUAUAAUAUAUGUGUAUUCUUUCUGUUCAGUUGGAGUAAUUACUACAACUGCUGUUUAAUAGAAGAAACAACUCUAAGGCUAGGUUCAUACCACAGGUCUUAAUGCACGAAUCCGAUUUUUUUGUGUUUUUCCGACUCGAGUGACGGUCGAAACAGGAAAGUCGCAUAAAAGUGGACCAUUUCAAAUCCGAUCUAGGUCACUUUCGUAUGUAGUUAAAUUUGACCUUGGCCACAUUUUUCCAGAAUGUGGCUGCGGUCUGAACUGUCAAGUCCCCCAAAUCCGAAUCCAUGUAGCAAUAGCGUAUCGCACGCAGGCUAUUUUUAGACCAUGACGUCGCAUCGUAAAGCGGAAGAAGGACAUUAUAUACACGCUCUCGCAUGCAAACCAUUAUUUUUCGGCCUUCUUUCUCCGGUAAUCUUCAAAAACUCUCAAAAACUGACAUGCCGAUUAUUCGCUGCUACGAUGUAACUUGUAGAAACAACUCUAAACAUUACGACAUAUAUAGGAUGUUUUCUUCAUACUCUCCCGGAACCAAAAACUCGUAGGAAAAAAUGUGAAGACUGCAGCUACUAUGCUUCUAUGGCGCGGACGUCUAAACGACCAGUUUAACGCCAGCAAAGUGAAGCCGUUCACAUUUCAUAUGCAGUAAACAUUUUGUUUGGGCCAAGAGGUAAGCCAUUUCGAUAUUAUGACAUUUUUUUAGCGUAGCGUUUUGUCAUGCUGCUUCUCUCUGACAAUGCAUGACCUGAAAAAAACAUUUAAAGUGGUAUAUGACUGCCACCGUUGUUACCUUUUCUGUUCUAAAGAAACAACUUUAGUAAGGGGGAAGCGUAAAUAAAUUAAUAGAAUUAAUAUUUGUUAUUAAUGAAAAAAUGCAGUGUUCGUUGGCUGUCAACGAGUAGCAUUUGCGAUCGCUACACAUAACAGCAAUGUCCCCCAAAAGAAUGGUCGGAGACGUAAGACAACCAGAGGAUAUAAUGUAUAAGAAAGAUGGGGCUUAUGGUGGUAAAGGAUAGAUUGUUGGAACAGGAGAAUGUCAUUGUCAGUGGCGUAAGAAAAAAGUGUUGAUUAUAAAAAAGCUAAGGGUAAGCUUAGGUCGGCUCGUUUUUUUCCGUCUUUUUCAGCCGUCGACACUCAAGCCAUCUCUUUAACUGAACAUUUGUAUGUUCUUUCACAUCUUUACCAGUGAAUUUGGCACCAGGGACAUCAUUUUCGGACAGAAUUGGUAGGUUUAGCUCUGUAAACAUCUCGUUCGUACACUAUUCCCAUUCAUUUACUAUUAGGGACAAACAAGAGCUUGUCCCCCCUUAGCUAACAGCAGAGCCACAGAAGCUAACGUCAUAAAUAUUAACGAGCGGAAGUGACGUGUAGCGUGCAGUACCCCCAUUACGUCAGCAAAGAGCGAGAGAGAUAGGCCGCUACGGUAGCGAUGGGGCUGUGUAUUAGCGUUAGCGCCUAGCUUGAAUGCGGCUUUUAAAGAAGAGGCAGGCUUGACAACAGUCAUAAAGAAAUAAAAUCGGGGGUGGGAUAAGCCUGAGAAUGUUCGGUUUUCUCUCUGUGCUCAAAAUGAGCAAUAUUUCAAGAUAACUUACAGUCCGAGAGUCAGGGCAAACUGUCCGUGUGUGUGUGUUUGCGUCAUGCACGUACAGAGAGUGCAUGCUACCAAUCCAUGUAAACUUUGAAUAUAAGACUAAACGGGGAAUAUUUAUGUCUGUUAUUUGUGUUCUCUUUUUGGAAAUCAAAGUAUGAUCACCCUUGAAUGACGUUGAACCAGUAUAUGUAAUCAUUUAUUUUGAUGCUCCUGCACAUCCGGGUCAAUUUGCUCAGUGCAUCUCGGACUGCAAAUUAGUGCGCAUGCGUGAUACUUGAACGGGAUCAAUGGACAAAGGCAGUCUGAACAGGCACGCCAAAAAACAGUUAUGACAAAAAAUCGGAAUUGAGCAUUAAGACCUGCAGUAUGAACCUAGCCAAAUUUCGUACUUGCCUGUAUUCUGUAAAAACGUGUCGACAACAACUACUUGAAAAUCUUGUUUAACUAAUUGGCUACCAUUGACAGCGACAGACGUGCAGGCCUUUUGAGGGCUGGCAGCGAAUGGACAAAUCUUGGACAAAUGGCUUAGACGUUUAGUAGUGGCAAACUAAUUCAAAUUCACAGCAGAAGGAAGAAAAGAGCCACAUGAUUGGACGUCUUUCAUCAUCAUCAAUGGCACUGAAAGAGUUAAUGUAGUUGUUAUUAUAUAUAUAUAUAUAUAUAUAUAUAUAUAUAUAUAUAUAUAUAUAUACAUAUAUAUAUAUAUUUUUAGGCAACUGAAUAAGUCAGGUACAAAACUGAGCAGUAUUCAACGUUGUAAGAAUUGUUAGAAACACAGCUCUGUAUAUACAGUAUCUGUUGCUCGCUAACAAAAACUAUGUAUUUCCAAAUUAUGGGAUGACUUAUUUGUUCCCCAAAAGUUUCAAAACCCACAAUUUGGAGAAAUGUGCUUUUUGUUUUAAAGCGACUAUGUAUUUCAUUUCGGCCAGUUAUAUUAAAUGAACUUAUUUUAUUCAAAAGUGUAAAAAGUCGACAACAAUUGUCAUUAAAGAAGAUUUCAUUUGAUGAAUAUUUUUCUCCAAAUGUGUACUGUAAACUCACAUGCUAUGAAUGUAUAUUAUUCAUAAAUCACAGCAAGAAUUCUGGGCCAUGCUAUGAACAUGUCCCUCAGACAGUUUAUGACUACUAAAACACAAUGUUUUCCAUAAUUGAUCAUUCUUGUUCAACUCCCGUCUUUAAAAAAAGAAGGAAAUCUUGCGCAUAUUUGAAUAAAUAAUAUGCUCAUGUAAACCGUCUUUAUAGAGAGAUUAACAAACAGUACAAUUAAAAUUGUGUUUCUUAAAUCUCAUAGUGCAUGUAGAAAAUAGUAUGUUUUUCAUAAUGCACUUUGUCAGAUAAUCACAGUUAGGUCCUAAGUGUCCCAAAUGGUGUGUGUGUUCAGUCUAUGUGUGUGUACUGUAAAGUUUCAUCAGUUGAUCUGUAAUCCCCGCCUGCGUCACUGUACUUUUAUAAUACGUCACAGGCUGGACUCUUGCAAACAAACAGAAGCACGGCACAGUGGCAGCGGGCAUGCGCCGGACAUGAUCUGUGCCGAGGAAAGCCAGACAGAUGGCGCGUUGCAUAUGCACGCGCCAACAUUGUUCAUUUGACAUAAGAGCCAAACACAAACAUCCUCUGAAAUAUCUACAGCACGUUGUCUAGCCAGUUCUAUAAACACAUCUUUCCUGUUUGUUCACACUUGAUUCAUAAGGAAACAUAUUACACACCAGAAAAUGAAACAGAAAGGUACAGUAUCAUUAUAACAUGAUGAUAGAUAUCUGUGUAAAUGUGUUUUCUUUUACAAUCUUAAAUAUUUAUCAACACUCGAUCCCAAUAUUUUUUAAAAAAACUUUUAUACUCAAAGAGCAGCAUAUUAUUGCAUGUUGUUGCUGCCCCCUCCCUUUGGAAGUCACUCCCUAAACCCAUCCGCACCUGUUCACACAUUCCUAGAUUCAAAUAACUCCUAAAAACUCACCUUUUAAAUUGUCUUUUAAGUUAUAAUUAUUUGUUGUUUAUGGUUUUGUUCUCAUGUUGUUUGCUGCUUUUUUGUUUUAACUGUAAAGCGUCUUUGAGUAUCUGUAAAAGCGCUCUAUAAAUAAAAUGUAUUAUUAGGGCCCCAGCACCAAUUGAUGCGAGAGCCCUAUUGGAAUGCAAAGGAUUAUUAUCUCUUCUUCAUAGAAAAUGAAAAUGGUCAAUUUGAAGGCCUGAACAUCCUCGAAAAGUCACCAAAAUUUGCAUACACGCGGCUUUGCAUAAAUUUAGAUCAUUUUGCAACGUUGCAAAAAAAUGUAACAAAAUGGCUCAGUGGCUCCCCCUUGUAAUCAAAAAAAGUCCUCUCCAUUUAAAUUUUUUCAACGUAGAGCGAUGAAAUUUGGGGAGUCCAAAAAGUCUCUUCCACCCAACAGGAAAUCGGGUGUUUUGGAUUGAAUGUUAAAAAAAAAUUAAUUUUAGACGAUAAACAGCAUGCACGUUUGAGACCAUUGUGCAUAGGCAGUUAGUUGGAUCCUCCUCAAAAUUGGACAGUUCACGUGACAUAUGAGAUGUUAAGUUAUCAAAAUGGUGAGUUUUCAUUCAUGGGCCUGACCUGGGCGGGGUACCAAAGUCAGGCGUUUUUUGUGGCAACACACCAAAUUCAGUAAAUGACUAAUAACUUCCUGAUACAAGUUGCAAUAUUUUUCAUAUCUGGCAAGCAUGAGAGGUAUCCUGGCCUGAACACGACUGCAUUGAAAUAUUACCCAUUAGGCCUGGCACACCCUAGUGGGUACAGGAAAUACGCUUUUUUUUUUUUUUUACGAGAAAGGCUCCUCCUCCUUGGGAAAAAAAAACAACUGACCUCAAACCUGCAUCAGGGGAGCCUUAAGACAUGUGUUCAGGUAUCUAAUGAAAAAUGUUGAGUUUUCGAUGAAGCGGCGGGGUACAAACAGGAAAGUUAAAAGACCCUCGGCAUUUUGUCUCACAACAAAUUUUGUCAUAACUUGGCAGAUAUACAACAUAUAUGCGCCAAACUUGCUUGUUGAGUCUUACCCUGAAGGGUCCUGUGUGGAUUAUUUACGUCAACUCUGUAGCGCCAACUGGUGGCAACAGAAAGUAACUCAUUUUACUUAUACAUGUCCAGUUCUUUUGUAGUUUGAAGACUUUUUGUAAUACUACAUUUUAAGGCCAAUGUCCACAUUUCUGUCUGUUGCCAUGACCAUCCUUUGUUCGCAUUAAGAGGAAGUGUAUUUUUUCAGGGAUUUAGGCAGCUUACAGAGCCAUAGAAUUUGGCACACUUUGUCGAAUUGGCCCAAUUAAAACCGAGUUUGCGUGAUGUUCGAGUUGCGCCAAAUUGUGAGCGCUAGGGCCCGUUCAGUCCUGCAUGCAGGGCUAGUUAUUAUUAUUACUUACAUUGUAGCUAGUCUCCCAUUUGACAGUAAAAAUGACUUCACCAGUGAUCUAAGAGUAAGGGAAUGGAAUGUUUUUAUUUUGGUUCCAUUGAUAGCUAUAUAUGUCCAACCCAUUCGAACUUGGAGGUUUAAAUGGAUUGGAUGUCUACUAGUGACAAAAUUAUUCGAAUUCACAGCACAAGAACAAAAAGAGCCACCUAACUGGAUGUCUUUGAUCGUCAAUGGCCCAAAAAGAGUCAAUAUGAAACAUGACGUUACAGAGUGAAAAUGUUCACCUUUAAAAUGCAAAACUCAUGUUAUAACUAGGGCUGUCAAACGAUUGACAUUUUUAAUGGAGUUAAUUACAGCUUAAAACUUAAUUAAUCGUAAUUAAUCGCAAUUCAAACCAUCUAUAAAAUAUGCCAUAUUUUUCUGCAAAUUAUUGUUGGAAUGGAAAGAUAAGACACAAGAUGGAUAUAUACAAUCAACAUACGGUACAUAAGUACUGUAUUUAUUAUAACAUUAAAUCAACAAGAUGGCAUUAACAUUAUUAACAUUCUGUUAAAGCGAUCCAUGGAUAGAAACACUUGCAGUUCUUAAAAGAUAAAUGUUAGUACAAGCUAUAGAAAUUUUAUAAUAAAACCCCUCUUAAUGUUUUCGUUUUGAUAACAUUUGUAAAAUUUUCAAUCAAAAAAUAAACUAGUAGCCCACCAUUGUUGAUGUCAAUAAUUACACAAUGCUCAUGGGUGAAACCAAUAAAAUCAGUCGCACCCAAGCGCCAGCAGAGGGCGACAAAACUCCAAAAAACACAAGAAACAAGUGGCCAUUGCACUGUGCUGUCAUUUUAAUCUGUUUGAGCGGGGCAUGUGCGUUAAUUGCGUCAAAUAUUUUAACAUGAUUAAUUAAAAAGAUUAAUUACCGCCCGUUAACGCAAUAAUUUUGACAGCUCUAGUUACACCCUUUAAUCCAUUACAGUAAAAUGUGAAACUUGAUAAAACAUUAAACUUGUUAAUAUGUGAAACUUGUCAAGUUAACUGAUUGAUAUAUUGUACAUUAUUUGGCAUUGCAGUUUUCACGUUGUAGUGGAUGAGAUUUAGAAGAUAUUUACACUUUGAAGGACUCUGUGGUGCAUUUUUCAGUUUUCUGUAUUUUUCUGACUUUUUUUUUUUUUUUUACCACAUUAUGUACAAAAAAACAAAAAACAAAAACAAAAACAACCCCCCCCACACACACACAAUAAACAAUAAAGGACACAUAUUCCCCCGUGAAGCUUCCCUCCUGAUUUUUUUGAUACUAUAUUGACAGUUUGAAAAAUACAAACUCACACUUGGGGUCCUUACUCUUUAAUAGUUUUUUUAUCUCAACAUUAUUUUACAACUGCUUACAGAGUACUUUUGCCACCGAUCACAAGUGACCCUAUUUUCUCGAACUGAAAAUAUGAUGAACUCUGAAACCUGUCUUUAGUUUGUGCGUUUCCAGCUUCAGUGCUUUUUGCAACUUCCCACUGUGUAAUCCUGUACACAGCAGUAAUCCUGGCUGCCUCCUACAUGGCAUAAUGCACGCUCAUUUGGGAUGCUUCGCGUAUUAUUCCCUGUCCAUUUCUCUUUUAAUAGCCAUUGAAUGUGUGUCAUGAUUUAAAUGCAUUUUUUUGGUUUGUUUUAUGUACUUAGGGUGGGCGUGGUUGAGUUCACCUUUUACUUUGGGACCACGUUGCCUGAUUUUAAAGGCACAAUAAAGUUGAUGACGCACAUCUUGAGAACCUAACUAGAGAAGGGCAGAAGGAUCUCUGGUUUGUGGCCAAUGCAGCAAUAUUGCAGAAAGAUGAACAAGUUGGCCCUUGGAUUAGCGAGGGUAAUCUGCGCAUUCCGUGUUUUAUGUAAUUUGGAAAAUACGCCACUGCAGCAUGUUUGGCUCUGAAAUGCUCAGAGGGCGCUUUGAGUGUAACUUGGUAAUUGGUAUUGCUCACGCUGGUGCUGCACCAAAGGAGAUUGUGCGGGAGUCAAAUGUGACUUAUUUGUAGAACAUCUGCUCAAAAAAAAGAAAAAAAAAAAAAAAGAAAUACAGUAAAACAUCAUCAAAUACUGUUGUAUAACUCCACCUCUACUGAGAAACAUAUUUCUAUGCUUCUGCUUAAGUCCUUCUUUUGGUUACUUUUGCAGGAAUACGGAUUCAAUUCAUGUAUCACAGUAAUUUUUUUCUUUUUAAAAUUAUUCUUACAGGAACAAAAAACAAUUUAAUCAAGUCAUGUACAAAAGAGGCAGUACAAGUACAAAAGUUUAUAAGGCUGAAAUAUAGGACACAAUUUUUAAGUACUUUGUAAAACUUUUUUUUCUAAAUGUCAAAAGAAGUUAAUUAAAAAUUUACUCUCACUUGUUUCAAAUGCUACACAAAUUGAAACAUUACAAAAUUUCAUAUUUUUUUCUAGACUUCGAAUUUUAUAGCAUCUAAGUUGAACAUUAAAUUUUUUUGUACCAGCAAUUUUGUUGCUCUGAAAAAAAAAAAAAAAAUCUAUUACAAUAUUAUCCAUUCAUUUCUACUCUGUUCAUCCAUUUUUUCCAGACACGAAUGGUUUUGGGGGGACAGAGAAAAAGGAAGAACACAGUCGAGAAAAAGAACAAACAACAACAAAAAAUAUGCCAUUAAGCACCUAUGCUACCUAAGAACAUAGUGGGGCUAUCGUACUCUAAUUAUAUUUACCCGUGGACACCAUGUGGGUGUGUCUGUGGGGGGUGUUCAUCUAUUUUAUUCUAUAGGUUUCCUUUGAGUGACAAAAAAAUAUACAUUAUUAUAUUAUUAAUAUUACAGUACUAUUAUUAUUAUUAUCAUACAUAGAAAGGCUACUUUUUUCUGAAAAACUAAGACUUCCUUGAAAACUGACAUUAAUAAUAACAACAAUAUAAAAUGUAAAAAAUAAAAAUAAAAAAAAAACAUUGUAAAUGUAAAUUAUUGUAAUUAAAUGCUGCUAUUUAAAAAAAAGUUUUAAUGUAAAACCUGUUAAAGCCAUCAGACUCAAAUGUUAAUACAACUAAAUAUGAAAAAAAAAAAAAAAAAAAAAAUCAAAUUUAAAGUGAAAGCAAUGUAAAGAACAUUUGAUUGCAAGGGCGUAAGUUUACAUAAGGAUGGUAGGGCUAUAACACAACCAACUUUUCAGGAUGCUCAAAUUGUCUCCACCAACUUUUAAGCAACCUUAUUUGAAUUAUAUAAUGAGUUGUUAUUUUAGUAAUUUAUAUUUUCUUCCCAUAUGUUAUAAGGCUAGAAUAGAUCCUACCAUUACUAAGUUAAAUAUUUUCAUUAUCUUCAGACUUACUGUAGAUUUACCCCUUUUCACUUGCUGAAUGUGCCGGUCCAUUGUUUUCCCCGAAACGCAUGUUUGAUUGUCUGAUGACUUGACACCCCCCUCCGCCACACAGAUGCACACUCACACCCACACUGCCCCACUGACAACCAGACAGGAAUAAAACAUGCCGCCGCCUCCUCAAAAGAAGAGGGAUAUUAGUUUUUUUGGGUUUUUUUUCAAAGCAGCAUCAGCAGCAGCCACUGUAAGUAAUGUAAAAAGAAAUCAAUGUCGUGGAGGUGGGGGAAGCACCACUAAUUUUGCUGCUGAAAGUCCGACCUGUAUCAGAGUUAGCAUAGCUUUAAACUUGCUGGCCUGCAAAACUACUGCGGUGAGACCAGGCUCCACAAGGAAUAAAGAAGUCAAGCUAGCCGUAACCUCAUUUAGAUCAUUGUUUGACUUAUGUGUAUUAUGGUAAUGCAACCCGGUGGCUUCAGCAUGGAAGUCCCUUUAUUGAAAAAAAGAAAAAAAAAAAUUAUAUGAACAUGAACUGACAUGGAAAAAAAAUCUGUGGAAUGAAAUUACACAUCAGAAUUGGUUCGAGUCUUGGGGUUGUCUAGGAUGGCUCAGAUGUAGAUCGGUCCUUGGAUAUUUCAGAUUUUUUUCCCCUUCUUUUUUUUUUUUCCAAAUCACUUUUAUACUUGAAUACUUUAGUAUGAGUCUACUCAGUCUAGGGAUACUCCAGUGGCCCACCAAAAGUUUGUGUGUGUGUGUGUGUGUAUACAGAGUUUGUUAUUGUCCAUUAGUAUGUUUCUGAAUGAGAACACUGUAAAAUACUACAACUCACACUUCUGCUCAUCUGAUAAUUUUUCUCAUGAUUGUCUAGAUGUAAGCAGGCUCCUGACUAUAAGCUUUUAGUAGCUUCUUAAGGAGACCUGACUCACACAUAAUCUCAGCACUA
This is a messenger RNA of Corythoichthys intestinalis (scribbled pipefish), 11298 nucleotides long. It is a transcript of the gene lrit2, whose product is annotated as leucine-rich repeat, immunoglobulin-like and transmembrane domains 2. The coding region runs from base 95 to 1813 and encodes 572 amino acids. NCBI's taxonomy places the organism in Eukaryota, Metazoa, Chordata, Actinopteri, Syngnathiformes, Syngnathidae. The transcript has 3 exons. The record is from RefSeq and is a predicted model, not a curated record. Gene Ontology annotation, molecular function: protein binding.